Messenger RNA from Mobula hypostoma (lesser devil ray), 3435 nucleotides. It is a transcript of the gene phospho2, whose product is annotated as phosphatase, orphan 2. The transcript is spliced from 3 exons. The coding region runs from base 306 to 1022 and encodes 238 amino acids. Gene Ontology annotation, molecular function: phosphatase activity. NCBI's taxonomy places the organism in Eukaryota, Metazoa, Chordata, Chondrichthyes, Myliobatiformes, Myliobatidae. The record is from RefSeq and is a predicted model, not a curated record.
UUCGGAUCUUAGCGAUGUUGUUUCUUUGAGUAAUCAUAAGCUAACGAAAGUAAAGUGUUUUUUUAAAUUUGAGUGAAAGAUAGGAAACUCAAAAGGGCAAUAAGUUACUGCAGAAGUGGGAAUACCAUUGGGCGUCUGCUUCGUGCUCAAGGUUCAUUUUUACCCCUGGUUCCGGCAGUGAAAUUUUGACCUUGUGGCCUACUUAAAUGAGGCAGUUGGGAAUAAAGUAUCCUUAUAAUCUUUUCAAAAAUUUGAUGCUCAGAAUUCCCCAGCAACAUUAUUUACCGGGAGGCUGAUUCCAGAAAAUGAAGAGUUUACUCACUUUUGACUUUGACCACACAAUUGUGGAUGAGAACAGUGAUACUUGGGUUGUGAGAUGUACUCCUGAAAAGAAACUUCCAGAUUGGUUUCAUAAAAAGUAUAAUGGAAAACACUGGAAUGAAUACAUGAGACGAGUGCUUGGUUACAUUGGAGACCAAGGAAUCAAAGAACUUGAAAUAAAACAGAUUAUGGAAUCCAUACCAUAUUGUUCAGGAAUGGUCGACCUCUUGAAGUUCAUCUGCCAAAUCAAGAAACAUGUUGACUGUAUAAUUAUUUCUGAUUCCAACACAAUUUUUAUCAAUUGGAUCUUAGAAUCUACAAAUACAAGGUUAGCUUUUGAUAGCAUUCUUACAAAUCCAGCAACAUUUGAUGAACGAGGUUAUUUAAGAAUUGAGAGUUUUCAUUCCCAUAGUUGUCCACAAUGUCCUGAUAAUCUUUGCAAGAGAAAAGCAUUAAAUGAAUUUGUUGCUAAUCAACUUAAAUUGGGAGUACAGUAUAAAAAAAUCAUUUACAUUGGUGAUGGAGGAAAUGACUUGUGCCCAAUUGAAAGUUUAAAGGAGAAUGAUGUUGCCAUGGUUAGAAAAGGUUACAGGUUAGAGAAGCUGAUUGAUGAAAUGCUUGAAAGAUUUUUGCCAAUGAUAGUGAUAUGGUCUUCAGGUGAAGAAAUCAUUUCUUAUUUGAAAAACUCUUUAAUAACUUAACUAUUCUAUUGAUUUAUUUGCAAACAAGAUUAUUUGUUAUUAAUUACACAUUCAUAGAACUGCCACAAAUACAAUAUUGGAGAGUCAAAGCACUUGGGCAUCUUAAUUUUAUAAAUUAUCAAAUGCUGACAAUUCAGGUGUGGACUGAAUUUUUCUGUAUGGAUGAAUGCAAAGGAAUUUGAAUGAGUCAAUUAUACCAUUUAAAUUGUACCACUAACAAUUCACCUAAAUGCUUUGAAAUUGUGUUUAAUUUGAAUACAUUAACAUGUAGCACACUUGUCAAUAGCAUGAAUUUACUUUUUUUUAAAUAAGUGUGUCAGGUUUGAUCUUCUCGCUCAAAAAUGAUAGAUUACUCAGGAUUUAAUGGGGAACAAAGCUGUGUUCCGGUAUUGAGAAGCAGGGAGAUAUUUCGAAAGCCUAUUUGAAGUGCAAUGUUUUUUUUUAGAGCUUUAUGAUAGCAUAAAGAUGUUCUUAAUAAAUGUUGCAGAAAUUGCCAAUGACCAUGAAAAGCUAUUGUAAUGUGUCUGUGGAAUGCUUAUAUCAAUAUAAUAUUAACAGUUGGUAAGAUCUUUAAGUUGUUAUGCUUGGUUUUUUUGGUGUGUUUGUACAAGUUGGUACCUUGCAUGCUGUAUAUCAGUAGUCCCCAACCUCCAGGCCACGGACCAAUACCGAGCCGCGAAGCAUGCAGGGGUGCAGUGGUAGCUGGAAUGCACCCAGCACAUCUUUAAGAAAAAAGCUGAAAUAAACAAGCUAAUUAAUUAGGUGCCACCUGGUAAUUAGCUUGUUUAUUUUGGCUUUUUUCUUAAGGAUGUGCUGGGUGCGUUCCGGCUACCACUGUACCCCUGCAUGCUUCACAGAGGUUGGGGACGACUGCUGUAUAUAAAAUAGCCUUAUGAAUUGGUGCAACACACACAAAAUGCUGGAGGAACUCAGCAGGUCAGGCAGCAUCUAUGGAAAUUAAUAAGUAAUCGCCACUUUGAAUCGAGAUCCUUCUGACUGGAAAGGAAGGAGAAAGAUGCCAGAAUUAAAAAACAUUGGGAAGAGGAGGACAAGCUACCUAGAAGGUGAUAUGUGAAACCAGGUAACCAGGUGGGUGAGAAAGGUAAAGGGCUGGAGAAGAAGGAAUCUGAUAGAAGAGGAGAGUGGAUCAUGGGAGUAAAGGCUGAUUUAUACUUCUGCGUCAAGCUUGCGCCGUAGCCUACGCAAGUGGGCAACGCCAUUGUGAGCAUUUAUACUUGUGCAUUGGUGUGUCUGCGUCACUCUGCAAUUUGUGCACGCAUCUGCCCGUGCAAGGCUUCAUGGUCAUGGUAGUCUUUCUCGGGGUAAACAAGUUUAAAGCGAGCGUCUUUUUUUGUAAAAGCAAAAUGUGUCCUCCAUAAUUUCGGAGGUCUGUAAAGCUUUAUGGAAAGCAUUGCAGCCAGAGUUCCUUCCCUGCCUUCAGUCGCCCAAUGGGAAGCUGUUGCAGCAUAGGAGGAAAUGCAAUGCUACCAAGCAGACCAAUCACAGUUGUUGCAGUCUGCGUUGCCGCGACGCAUAGUUACAUUUUGGGAGAGUUGUGCAUCAGGCUACGUAGGCACUGCAUAGGGUUCGUGGCUACGCCAUACCUAUGGCGUCGAUUUGACGCAGAAGUAUAAAUCAACCUAAAGGGUCAGCAUCAGGGGAGGUGAGGAGAAGAGGUAAGAGGCCAGUGUGGGAAUAAAAGAAGAGGGAAAGGGGAGGGGAAAAAAUUACCAGAAGGAGAAAUCGAUGUUCAGGCCAUCAGGUUGGAGGCUACCUAGAUGGAAUAUGAGGUGUUACUUCUCCACCCUGAGAGUGGCCUCAUCAUGGCAAAAUAGGAGGCCAUAGACUGACAUAUUGGAAUGGGGAUGGGAAUUAAAAUGGUUGGCCACUGGGAAAUUCUGCUUUUGGUGCAUCAGGAUCGCUGGAUACAAUACAGAACCCCAACAGAUUUGUAGGUGAAAUAUUACCUCACUUGGAAGGACCCGGGCUGCCCUCACCUGCAUUUCCCAGACCUGCACGCUUACUCCAUCUUCCCACCACUUUAACAGGGAUAGAGUUCCACUUGGCCUUAGCUACCACCCCAAGAGCCUCCGCAUUCAACACAUUAAUCUUCACAACUUCCACCGUCUUCAAGACGAUCGUAUCACCAAACACAUCUUUACCUCCCCACCAAUCUCCCUCCUGGCAGAUAACCCUGGAAGUGACAUAAAUGCUCCAUUCACUUCCUCCCUCACCUCUAUUCAGGGCCUCAUACAGUCCUUCCAGGUGAGGCAACAACUCAAAAUUGGAAGCUUCAUUCACAAUCUUUUUAUGUAAAUUGGAUCAAAUAAUGAAUGUUUAAUUAUAUAAAUUAUUUUAAAAACAAUGUAUUUUAGAAAAUUGUGAUGUGAUUUAAAAUAAUAAUAAAAGUUUU